Coregonus clupeaformis (lake whitefish) is the source of this 4567-nucleotide messenger RNA. It is a transcript of the gene rin3, whose product is annotated as Ras and Rab interactor 3. Gene Ontology annotation, molecular function: guanyl-nucleotide exchange factor activity; small GTPase binding. Gene Ontology annotation, biological process: signal transduction; vesicle-mediated transport. Lineage: Eukaryota; Metazoa; Chordata; Actinopteri; Salmoniformes; Salmonidae. The record is from RefSeq and is a predicted model, not a curated record. The transcript is spliced from 14 exons. Bases 323 to 4567 code for a protein of 1414 amino acids. Gene Ontology annotation, cellular component: cytosol; endocytic vesicle.
CCUCUUCCUGAAAGCAACACAGCUCAGAGAGACAGGAAGUAGAGACACACAGAAAGAGGAGAGGGGGAAAGAGAGAGUCAGAGAGAGAGAGAAUACUUUUCCUGUCACCUAACUUUUUGUAAACUGUGCUGGACUAGAGUGUGAAAAAUAAAGAUAGAGGGGAACACAGUGUGAGAUAGAAAAAGGAGAUUGAGAACGGAUCCAAGGACAUGGAGGAGUUCUCAGGCUACCAACAUGGAUUGUUCCAGUGGAGUUGUGUGUGACUGACGCAGGAGGUUGCUUUGAAGGACUUUAGGAAAGAGUUUGGAGUCCGAACGACUGAAUGAUGAAAACAGCUGUUCUCUCUCAGGAGACCGGAACAUCUACUGGGGUGAAUGCUGAGCCUCGCUCCCCACCUAGACCCCCCAUCACCCCUACCUCAUCUUCAGGAUCAACAGCACCAUUCCCCCCUCCCAGACCUGCCCUCUCCCUUCCCCCGACUCUCCCCUCCAAACCCUCCCCACCCCCUGAACCAACUCCCUCACCUCCACCUGUCUACCUGGACUCAUCCCCCCUCCUCCCUUCACCCCUCAUACCCUCCUCACCAUCCUCACCCACACUGCCCUUUCAUUCAGCUUCUGAAUUGCUCCCUUCUCAAAUUGACUUGGCCAUUGAUGCCACUGACACAACUGAUGUCUCUGAUGUCACUGAUGCCACUGUCCCAAAGGAAUGUACUCCCCCCUUAUCCAGACCCCUAGUCCCCGAUGUCCCGGAGAUCUCUGCUUCCACCCUCGUCACAUCACUACCCCCUCAAGUCUUAGAGACAUCUACUCCCCCCCUCCCCACACCUGUACCUCCUCAAGUCUCAGAGCCCUCUACACUCCCCCUUCCUGACAUCCUGGAUGUCUCUGCUCCUCCCCUCCCCUUACAUAUGUCCUCUUCAGUCCCAGAGCUCUCCUCUUCAGAACCAACCCUACCAGCAGCUUCAUCUCAGCCAGUCCCAAAGCCCUCAUCUAUGCUCCUCUCUGCUCCCAUUGUAACUCCCAUCUCAAAACCCUCCUCACUUCCUCUCUCUUCUCCCCACAUACCUCCUAUAGCAAAACCCCCACUUUCCACUCCCCCCAUUCAUCCUAUCUCAAAUCCUUCCGUACCUCCGUCUGCCCCUGUUCCUUCUUUCUCAAGGUUCUCCUCACCCCCUCUUCCUAGACCCUCACCACCGCGAAAACUCUCUGGACCACCCCAGCCGAGACCCCCCGUACCUCACCCUCACUCGAUAGCCAAACCCUCCUCUCCAGCUCUCCCCAGACCCCCACUUCCACCCAUGAAGCGCUCCUCUCCCCCUCUACCCUCCCCACUAGUCCCUCUUGUUCCCAAGCCCGCCCCAGCUUCGGCCUCCUCGCCAGCCCCAUCACCAACCCAAGCCACAGCCCCACGACCUAGCAUCAGUAUCCUGGAGAAACUGAUCAAAACUUGCCCGGUGUGGUUGCAGCUGGGUAUGGCCCAGGACAGGACCACACUCAUACUGAAGAAAGAAAUCCCUGGGAUAUUUUUAGUGCGUAAAAGCCCCGACCAGAAAUCCAUGGUGCUGUCAGUAUGUGUGUCUAACCAGCAGGGGGAGCCUCAGGUCCAGGACGUUCUGGUUAAAGAGGAGAAGUCAUUGAUAUACCUGGAAGGGUCUGUUCUGGUCUUUGACAACAUAUUCAAACUCAUCGCCUUCUACUGUGUCAGCCGGGAUAUUCUACCCUUCACUCUGAGGUUGCCUCAGGUCAUCGUCCAGGCAACCAAGUAUGAAGAUAUAGAGAUGAUAUCGACGUUAGGCUCAGAUUUCUGGGGUUCUCAGCUUAACAGCUCCUCAAAAAUGGUCAAACGUGACAACCAGGGUCAGGGCCACAGCAGUUCCUCCUGUGAGAUCCAGCUGUCCACCGGGAAUAGUAAUGACUGUCUGUGGUACAUCAACCCCAUCUUCAUCGAGGAGUACUGCAGCAGCCUGGAGGCCUCCACCCCGACCCCAGCUCCCAUCCACAGGAGCCAGAGUCUGAACACCCCAGGCCCAGGGCAGGGGCAAGGGCAGGUACCCCACAAGUUCAAACGACCCCCACCCCGGCCCCCAAACAUCCCAGAGGGCUUGAUUCUGUCACAGGGGGCUAAGCAGGGUGCCAGAGGGGAAAGUGUCUCCCCCAGGUCUCCACCCCCACCGCGAAUAGUAAUAGCCAAGGCAGCAGGGCAGAAAGGGGAAGGAGACAGCAGCAAAGACAGUGGGGAUGGAGAGGGAGGUGCUUCUCAACUCGUCUCGGAGAGAGAGGUGUGGGUUACUGUUACUGACUCAGUAGCAGCUACUCAGCCUCUACAGGCUCUGUCACCGCACGGAGCAACAGCAGGACAGAGACACCCAGCACCGCGACCACCCCCACACAGGAUACCACUCGUGCCCCUACGGCCGAAACCCUCACAGAAGCGUCCCCCAAUCCCGGGACAGGAGGGCGGUGUUGGCCCAGUGCCUGUUGCUUCACUGGUCUGCAUCGAUGACACCACUAACAUGGCAGAGGAGAAGUUAGGAGUGGAACCCCCUGCUGGUGAGACAGAGACACUGCAGAACAAAGGGACAUCAGAGGCUUCAAACAUCAGUGAGGUUGUUACCGUGGCUACAGCCCUGCUGACAAAAAGGGCCGCACCUCCAGUCCCGCCUCCCAGGAAGAAGAAACCCUCUCAGGCCACGCCCACCACACCUCUCUCCCGAAACGUGAUAGGCGGAGGACUUCUGUCAAUCAAUUCAUCAUCGGAUACCCCCCAGACCUCCAGCACCCCCUCGCCUGCCCGGAGGCCGACCUCCGUCCCCGUGGGGGAGGCCAAGGAGGCCAGGGGGGCAGAUGUGUCCCUGUACUCCCCUGAUGGUGAAGCUGCCUUCCCUACCCUGGACCAUGACUCCUACUCUACCAGCAGUACAGAGGAGGAGGCUGACACUGUGGCCAGCGGGGCUGUAGGAGCCGGUGGGACCAACAACACCAAGGUGUUGAUGAAGAGGAACCGUACCAUCAUGCUGGAUCGAGCCAAGCACCGCCUCUCCAGCGUGUUCACUAACUUCAUGAGCACCGACCACAAGCUCCAGAGGAGAAUCCUAGAGCUGUCCAGAGAUGGGAGCUCCUACUUCGGGACCCUGGUGAAGGACUACAGGGUGUAUAUCCUGGAGACCAUGGGGAAGCACAGCUCCAGCACUGAGAUGCUGCAGGAAAUCAGGCAGAUGAUGACCCAGCUGAAGAGUUACCUUAUCCAGAGCACUGAGCUACAGAACCUACUGGAGCCUAAUGUCUACACAGAGGACAAACUAGAGGUGAUUAUUGAGGCUGCCCUGUGUAAGGCUAUGCUGAAGCCUCUGCAGGAGGCUGUGUAUUCAGGCCUGAAAAACAUCCACGCCAGGGACGGCUGUCUGAAGAGACUGAGGGAGAACCAGAGUGUCGUCCUGGGUACCACCACCACAGAACUGGGGAUCACCACCAGCAUCCCAGAGACCCCUGUCAUGGAGAAGAUCCAGCUGAAGUUGAUGACCCUCCACCAGGAGUACUCCCCUCAGAAGAAGAUUGAUCUGCUCCUUAAGACCUGCAAGAUCAUCUAUGAAUCCAUGUCUAUAGGCUGUCCAGCAGGGAGGGCCCAUGGUGCAGAUGACUUCCUCCCGGUGCUGAUGUACGUCCUGGCCAGGAGCAACAUGGCCUUCCUGCUACUGGAUGUAGAGUAUAUGAUGGAGCUGAUGGACCCUGCACUGCAGCUAGGAGAGGGCUCCUACUACCUGACGACUAUGUAUGGAGCGUUGGAGCACAUAAAGAACUAUGACAAGCAGGUUGUGACACGGCAGUUCAGUCUGGAGAUCCAGGACUCUAUCCACCGCUGGGAGAAGAGACGCACCCUGAACAAAGCCAGCGUGUCACGUUCAUCUGUACAGGACUUCAUCAACGUGUCGUUCCUGGAGGUGGGGUGUAACACUAAGACGCUGGGGGUCCACCCCAACACCACAGCCCAGGACCUGUGUUCCCAGUGUGCUGUCAAGUUUGAGGUGGCAGAGCCAGAGUCCUACAGCCUGAGUGUGCUGGUGGAGGGCCACCAUCAGCUUCUGGCCCCUGAGGAGUUCCCCCUCACUAUCAAGUCCAGUCUUCACCACAGUGAGCCCCACAAGGAGUACUACUUUGUCUACCGGCCUGGAAGGACAGAGUCAGAAGGACAGGAGGCAGAAGGACAGGACGCAGAAGGACAGGACGCAGAAGGACAGGACGCAGAAGGACAGGAGGCAGAAGGACAGGAGGCAGAAGGACAGGAGGCAGAAGGACAGGAGGCAGAAGGACAGGAGGCAGAAGGACAGGAGGCAGAAGGACAGGAGGCAGAAGGACAGGAGGCAGAAGGACAGGAGGCAGAAGGACAGGAGGCAGAAGGACAGGAGGCAGAAGGACAGGAGGCAGAAGGACAGGAGGCAGAAGGACAGGAGGCAGAAGGACAGGAGGCAGAAGGACAGGAGGCAGAAGGACAGGAGGCGGAGAGCGAGGAGCCUGCUCCCGCAACCGAGCCAGAGCCUGAGGAGGAGGAGAGUCUGAUGGAGAUAUGA